AUGUCUAGAUUAUCCAAUCUCUAUUUAAUAAUUUAUAAUUCAGUUUCGACUGUGUUAUGGGUAAGUAUCCUUACUAGAUCAAUUAAGGAUAUUUAUGAAGUUUUAAUUGUUAAAGAUCCUACCAAUUAUUACUUGAAUCAUCAAUUAAUUCAUGAUGAAUUCCCUCAUAAGUUCCUCGUAUAUACUCAAUUAUUUAAUUCAAUUUUAGAAUUAAUUCAUUCUUUAUUAGGAUUAGUUCGAUCUACUAUUCCUACAUUAAUUGUUCAAGCUGCGGCUAGAUCUUUAAUUACUUUAGGUAUUUGUUAUACUAUACCUACAAGUCCUGGUAAUUAUAAUUUUAUUUUCUUUAAUACUAUCCUUUGGGCUUGGUCAUUAAGUGAUAUCAUUAGAUAUACAUUUUUUGUAUUUAAAUUAAUUGAUAAUGGUAAGUUAUGUCCUCGGUUUUUGUUAUGGUUAAGGUAUUCGGCUUUCUUAAUAUUAUAUCCGUUAGGUUUAAUUAGUGAAUCUGCUACAGUUUAUCUUUCAUUAUCUAGUGUUAAAAAUUCUCCCUAUUAUCAUUAUUACUUCCUUAUAUUCGGCUUAUCAUCGUAUAUUCCAGGCUUCUACUUUCUCUACGGUCAUAUGUUGAAACAACGUAAAAAGGUAUUGGGAAGAUCUAAAAGUCACUAA
This is a messenger RNA of Scheffersomyces amazonensis, 669 nucleotides long. RefSeq lists its product as uncharacterized. Gene Ontology annotation, molecular function: 3-hydroxyacyl-CoA dehydratase activity. The record is from RefSeq and is a predicted model, not a curated record. Gene Ontology annotation, biological process: sphingolipid biosynthetic process; fatty acid elongation; very long-chain fatty acid biosynthetic process. Lineage: Eukaryota; Fungi; Ascomycota; Pichiomycetes; Serinales; Debaryomycetaceae. Gene Ontology annotation, cellular component: endoplasmic reticulum membrane. The transcript has a single exon. The coding region runs from base 1 to 669 and encodes 222 amino acids.